Epinephelus fuscoguttatus (brown-marbled grouper) is the source of this 2991-nucleotide messenger RNA. It is a transcript of the gene ppp1r14c, whose product is annotated as protein phosphatase 1, regulatory (inhibitor) subunit 14C. The transcript is spliced from 4 exons. Gene Ontology annotation, biological process: regulation of phosphorylation. The record is from RefSeq and is a predicted model, not a curated record. The coding region runs from base 96 to 524 and encodes 142 amino acids. Gene Ontology annotation, cellular component: cytoplasm. NCBI's taxonomy places the organism in Eukaryota, Metazoa, Chordata, Actinopteri, Perciformes, Serranidae. Gene Ontology annotation, molecular function: protein serine/threonine phosphatase inhibitor activity.
UGCAGCUCGCAGUCUCCCCCUCAGCACAGCAGCCCCCGCUCAUUCAUACAUUUUAUUUCUCAAACAACAAACCCUUUCGCUUUUCCCCCCCCGCAAUGUCGGCCGCCAGCACCGAGACGAGCGCCCCGCUGCCCACCGCCGGCAGCCGCGUCUUCUUCCAAGGUGCGCCCGGAGUCGGCUGCGUGGGCUCCGGCCCCAUCACCGGCUCGGACGACCCGGUGCAGAAGAAACAGGGCAAAGUGACGGUCAAGUACGACAGGAAAGAGCUGCGGAAAAGACUCGUGCUGGAGGAGUGGAUCAUCGAGCAGCUCAGCGAGUUGUAUGACUGCGAGGAGGAGGAGAUGCCAGAGGUAGAGAUAGACAUAGAUGACCUGUUGGAGGUCAACAGUGACGACGAGAGAGCCAGCAAACUGCAGGAAUCAUUAAUAGACUGCUACAAACCAACAGAGGACUUUGUCCGUGAGCUGCUGGGCAGGAUAAGGGGGAUGAGAAAACUCAGUGCGCCAACCAAGAAGGGCCUAUAAUGGCUGUGUGGUCAACCAUCAAUCAACCAUAAACUGCGUCAUCUCAGCUCCACCUACUUAACCCACCCAACAUGGACUGUCAUCACACAGAAUAACUUAUCUAAACAUAACAGCAUUAGUAACUACUCUGCAACCUGCAAACAGGCACCAUAAAUUCCAUAUACAUAUAGCACUAGUCAUUCAUUUCACCAUCACGUAGAAUAACAAGGUGUAUUAUUAUAUUUGACUUUUGAAAGGUACGCAAGCGAAACAGAGCCAACAUGGUUUAAAAGCAUACAGCCACAAUAAAAUGUCAAAAGCCCUGGAACGUGCCAGAACUGCAACCGUGCUUCAACAUGAACACCACCUGAUUUCACAUUUCAGAGCCAUGUUACAAGCUGACGCUGUAAUCCCAACAGCCAUACAGACUAAAACACCAACACGAAGGGAGGUGGUAAAUAAAUUAAAAAAAAAAAAUGUUUGUACUGCAGUAGGUGUGAAAUUAGCUGUAGCACUAUGUAAACACAGUGCUUCAUGAGUUUGUCAUUUUUUUACUGAGGUGCUGUUACUUCUUUUAAAAGAUGUACUGUAUGUUGCCAUUUAUUGUUCAUGUGGUUGAAAUGUGGUCUUUUUUGUCCUACUUUAAAGUCACCCCGCUUGUCCUUACUCCGUCAGUGCUUGCUGCAAACGUAAGGGAGCUCUGUAGUUUUGUUUUAAGCACAAGGCGUUAAUACAUCAACUCUGUCCUUUUUGUGACGUGUAAACUCUGGAAAAUGUGGGGACAUCUUAGCAAGCGAGGCGAAAACAGCGCGAAUAUUCUUGCUUCUUUUUUUUUUACCCACUGUUCCUGUAUACUUUUCACCACAGCAAGGCAUGAUGGGUGUUGCAGUUCUCCACACGAGACUACAAAACCUGUAUGAUUGGCAGCCUUUCACUUACAAUGUUACGCGGUGUCGUCCCUCAUCAGGUUACAUAUCAGUUUUAGGUUCAAGCACAAAACCCCAAACAUUGUUUCUCACACUCUGGUUCACUUAACUAACUCAAACAGUGGUUGACGUUGCCUUUAGGGACAUUCAGGAUUUCUCAGCACUGAACCUUAACUACUGACAACCUACAAAGGCAAACACAGCUGAGUCAGAACCUGAGGACAACUUGAAACUUUGACACUUAAACCUGUCAGGUCCUGUAAGGGGUAGGUGUGCCAAAACUGGGAGUAUCACAUCUCGAACGUCAUACGUCAUGGAGGCAUUAGUGUGACACGGCAUUUCCACAGAGAUAGUUUGUUACGUUUGUGAAACAUCUUCGAGCAGCCGCAGAAUUUUUUAAGAUGUUUAAAACUUUUCCAGGUUGCAGAUGUUGUAAUCUCAUAAUCCCAGGUUUAAAGAGGUGGAUUUAGAUAUUUAUUGAUGUUAAUGUGCACCAACAGACUCAAAAAGCUCUGGUACAAUCAUGACUCUGUUAAAGGGUUGGGCCCAGUUUCACAUCCGAGCAGUCAAUCGUGUACCGACCGGAAUGGAGCAGACAGAAAUCUGCCAUGUGACAUAAACCCUCAGCUGCCAAAGACAAAAGCAGGGCAAUGUUUGAUUUUAACGUAACACUUGCAAAGCACCCGUCUUGCAUGCUAACAACAGAGACAGAAGAAAAACACUGAUAAAGAGUAUAGAUAUUAUGAACUUAUAAUCAAGCAAAAAAUACUUUUCUGACUUAGCUACCAUGUCUGACUUUGUAGAACAUUUUGUGUUGAAACAACGUGACGGUCACGUUGGAGAGAAUCCAGGAAAAUUUUAAAAAUGGUGCUGUUUUUGAUGUUCUUCCCAGGUUUCGGUUGUUUAAAAGACAUUUUCACUGUCGAUUGAUGCCAGAGAAAUGUGUCUGGAAGAAGCGUGUCUGUCUUUAUUGAUGGGGUGCGUUCAGUCUAAAGUGGCGUCCUCUUUGCGUUUUCUUUCCUCAGUCUGAAAUGAGCUGAAUAGACAUCGCUACACUCAGUGAUUUGUCGGAGAAAGAUCAUGCGUUUCUGGAUCAGUGAAUCGGAAAGAAAAGUCAAAGAGGAAGCCCUUAUAGGAAAUGCACCCUGGACUCAUGAUGAGGUACUCCAUAGGAUUUUCUCUGUCAGGAAACAGUUCAGGGGCAGUAGGCUGAUAUUUUAUAAUUUAUGGGAUUUCAUGUGGAGAGUAUUUUGAAAGCGUCCAUACUAGAAAGCUUUACGUUUGCAUGUAUUUUUAAAGUCGCAUGUCAAGGGGGAUAUUUUGUUGGCCCAAGGGUUUUUAUUUUACAAAAUGAAACACUUUCCUUUUUAUACCUUUAUUAUUAUUAUUAUUAUUAUUAUUAUUAUUAUUAUUAUUAUUGAGACUAAAAUAUUCAGUUUUUCAGCUGCAGUUUUGUUUUUCUGUACAUCCACAAUAAGCGUUCUUGUUUUUAAAAUGUAAUGUGGUGUGUGGUUUGUUUUUGCUGAUAAUAAAAAUGCAGGACUCUGUACUGUUUAAACAGA